CAAUAGGAAACAAGGGGUUUUAGGUGCUCGUCAUUUCCUCUGCAGCGCUAAGAAUGGCAGUUUGUUUCUCUCUCACUUCACUCUCAACAACUCCUCAAACCUCCUCCUCUGGUCCAACAAUGGCAACCCUAAACACCUUCUACACCAUCUCCUCCAAAACCCUAGCCAGAUUCACCUUCAACCCCCUCUCCAAACCCUCCGCUCUAAACCUCUUCGCCAAACCGCCCCUCACGCAUCUCCGAUCUCCUCCCCGCAACACAAUCCGGUGCCUCUUCACCGGAAUCGUCGAGGAAAUGGGCGAAAUCAAGCAGCUCGGGGCCUCCGACGGCGGCGGCUUCGACAUGAGAAUCGGCGCCGCCACCGUCCUCGACGGCGUCCACCUCGGCGACAGCAUCGCCGUCAACGGCACCUGCCUCACCGUCACGGAGUUCGACGCGUCUCAUUUCACCGUUGGCCUGGCGCCGGAGACGCUGCGGAAGACCUCGCUGGUGGAGCUCGAGCCGGGUUCGCUGGUGAAUCUGGAGCGGGCGGUGCUGCCGACGAGCCGGAUGGGCGGGCAUUUCUUGCAGGGACACGUGGACGGCACCGGCGAGAUAGUGUCGAUGGUGCCGGAGGAGGAUUCGCUGUGGAUCAAGGUGAAGACGACGAAGGAGAUACUCAAGUAUGUGGUGCCGAAAGGGUAUAUAGCUGUGGAUGGGACUAGUCUGACUGUGGUGGAUGUGUUUGAUGAUGAAGAGUGCUUCAAUUUCAUGCUGGUGGCUUAUACUCAGCAGAAGGUGGUGAUUCCUUUGAAGAAGGUUGGGCAGAAGGUGAAUUUGGAGGUUGAUAUACUGGGGAAAUAUGUGGAGAGGCUUCUCAGUAGUGGGUUUGUUGACUCGAUCAAGUCGAAAUAGUGGUUCAAAGCAUGGAGAGGAACAGUAGUUUGUGCAAUUUCAGAAAGUGAAAUAUAGAGUCUUUUGACUCUUUUCUGAAAGCAUCAGAUGAUCUGUCCCAUUCUUUAUCCCCAAAAUUGUGCUAGAGGGGAUAGACAAUGAAAUAAUUUCUCCUGAUGUCACCACACCCCACCACUGAGCCCUUGGAAAUUGCAAAUCUCAAGUAUUUUGUCCUCGUGAAAUCUUCUUUAAUAAUGUUUUGUAGAGGAUGAUCUUCUGUUAAUUAGUUGAGGUAAUCAUGUUGCUCUUGUCAAGAAUCUAGUUGCUGGUCUUUGACUGUAAGAUCAUCCUGCAUUGGAUUCAGUCACUUUCUUCCGUUGUAGAACUUGUAGGAUCAGUUUUGGGGUGAGUUGAGUGAUCUUUUUGGCAGAAGAAUGUCAGCCUAAUGAGUUGUAAAGUUCACUUUAUCUUGUGUUCAGAUUGUAAUGUUUGUACAACUGGAAACCUUCAUUAUUAGCUCGAUCAUGAUGAUUGAGUAAAAUGAAGAACUUUAGAUUUGAUCAGAAGAUGGUAACAGA
Rosa chinensis is the source of this 1450-nucleotide messenger RNA. Its product is annotated as riboflavin synthase. The transcript has 2 exons. Gene Ontology annotation, molecular function: riboflavin synthase activity. The record is from RefSeq and is a predicted model, not a curated record. Bases 54 to 893 code for a protein of 279 amino acids. NCBI's taxonomy places the organism in Eukaryota, Viridiplantae, Streptophyta, Magnoliopsida, Rosales, Rosaceae. Gene Ontology annotation, biological process: riboflavin biosynthetic process.